CCUCUUCCUCCAUUCCCAACUCUCUCCUCUCCUCCUCCUCCUCCGAACUGAAAACCCACCUCAGAUCAUCUGGUCUCAACACUUUAACAAAACACAGCACCCCAACCAAUCAAAUGGCUUCCCUCCAAACUUCAUCUCUCCUCUUCUCUUCUCCCUCAUGUUGUUCUUCCUCAAACAGAACCAUAAAUGCCGCCAUUCAUGUCCCCAAGCUCCCAAGAGUCCGCUUCACUGUCCCCAAACAAACGACGAAGCUCGUCCUCGAAGGCCUCCAGUUGAAGGAACAAGUUCUGAAACACGAAAACAUCGAUUUGUAUAAUAACAAUCAGUCUGCAGCAACAGCAACUCCUACAGUUUCCACAGCUCAGCUCUACGCGCUCUUAGAGGCGGUGGCGGACAGAGUGGAGAUGCACGCAAACAUUGGCGAGCAGCGCAAUAACUGGAACGCACUCUUACUUAGCUCUAUCAACAUGAUCACUCUCUCCGCUUCCCUCAUGGCCGGAGUUAAUGCAGCUGCUGGAACGUCCGUUUUGGCAUUGAACAUUUCAUCGGCUAUUUUGUUUUCCGCAGCCACCGGAAUGCUGCUUAUCAUGAACAAGAUCCAGCCUUCGCAGCUCGCCGAGGAGCAGCGCAACGCUACGAGGUUGUUCAGGCAGCUCCAGAGUGAAAUUGAGACGGUGUUUGCUCUUCGUGAUCCUACUGAGAAAGAUGUGAAGGAGACAAUGGAGAAGGUUUUGGCUCUUGACAAAGCUUACCCUCUUCCGUUACUUGGUGCCAUGCUCGAAAAAUUCCCCAAAAAAUUUGAGCCGGCUGUUUGGUGGCCUAGAAAUGUUGUUCAAUCCCAAAAUCCAAGGAAACUGAAAUCCCAGAAGGGAAAGAAUGUGAAUGGAUGGAGUGAAGAACUUGAAAGUGAAAUGAGAGAAAUUAUUCAAGUUGUGAAGAGCAAGGACAUUGAAGACUAUGAGAGAUUAGGGAGCUUGGUUCUAAAGAUCAACAAGAUUUUGGCAGUUUCGGGCCCUGUGCUUACUGGGAUUGCGGCUGUUGGAUCCGCUUUUGUAGGCCAUGGAUCAGCCACUGCCGCGGUUGCAGCAGUGGCUGCAGGCUCGUUGGCUAGCAUAGUGAAUGCUUUUCAGCAUGGCGCGCAAGUAGGGAUGGUAUUUGAGAUGUAUAGAAACUGCGCCGGCUUCUUUAACAAGUUGGAAGAUUCAAUUGAAGCAACACUUGGAGAACAAGACUUGGAGAAGAGAGAAAAUGGGGGGAUUUUCGAAAUGAAGGUUGCAAUGCAGUUGGGAAGAAGCUUGGAGCAACUCAGAGAACUUGCAUCGAAAUCAGCUUUGUAUCGUUCGAACGGAGAACCAAUAGACGAAUUCGGUUGCAAGCUUUUCUAAGUAGUUCAUCAGAUUUUGUACAAACAGAAAGAAAGGAAAAAUUCUUUGAUUCUUUUAGUUACUUUAGAAUUUAGCAAUUCAUUUGAUUCUUUGUACAAUGGUGUAACAUACAAAAUCUAAUGUAAACACUCAAAUUUUCACACUACAA
Messenger RNA from Malus domestica (apple), 1533 nucleotides. RefSeq names its product probable F-box protein At4g22030. Lineage: Eukaryota; Viridiplantae; Streptophyta; Magnoliopsida; Rosales; Rosaceae. The record is from RefSeq and is a predicted model, not a curated record.